Pelecanus crispus (Dalmatian pelican) is the source of this 1669-nucleotide messenger RNA. The record is from RefSeq and is a predicted model, not a curated record. Lineage: Eukaryota; Metazoa; Chordata; Aves; Pelecaniformes; Pelecanidae.
CAAAAUGAGUUCCAUGCUGACCCAUGCCAUCAGAAACCUCCCUACUUCCUCAGCAUGGGCUGCCAGGGUCUUUGCUCGAUCGCUCAGCUGCUCUUCACAGUUACAAGCCGCAGCAGUCCAGCCUAAGAGUAAGAAGACCUUAGCCAAAAGUGGUGUGAAGAAUAUCGUUGUGGUGGAGGGCGUCCGUAUUCCAUUUUUGCAGUCUGGCACCUCGUACGCGGAUCUUAUGCCACAUGACCUGGCACGAGCAGCGUUGCAUGUAUUGUUACACAGGACCAGUGUCCCAAGAGAUGUUGUUGAUUACAUCGUUUAUGGCACAGUUAUCCAGGAGGUGAAAACGAGUAAUGUUGCCAGAGAGGCUGCCUUGGGAGCGGGUUUCUCUGACAAAACUCCAGCCCAUACAGUCACCAUGGCUUGCAUUUCUUCAAACCAGGCUAUGACCACAGGCGUGGGUAUGAUUGCAGCUGGACAGUGCGAUGUCGUCGUAGCCGGGGGUGUGGAGUUAAUGUCAGACGUUCCCAUUCGUCACAGUAGGAAGAUGAGGAAGACUAUGCUCACUCUUAACCGAGCCAAGACCUUGGGCCAAAAGCUCUCCCUCAUUUCCAAAAUUCGCCCUGACUACUUUACUCCUGAGCUCCCAGCUGUGGCAGAGUUCUCCACCAGCGAGACUAUGGGGCACUCUGCCGAUCGUUUGGCUGCUGCCUUUGCCGUUUCCCGUUUGGAGCAAGAUGAGUAUGCCCUCCGUUCACACACACUAGCCAAAAAGGCCCAGGACGGAGGCUUGCUGCUUGAUGUGGUACCCUUCAAAGUGCCAGGCAGAGAUACAGUUACCAAAGAUAAUGGGAUCCGUCCUUCCUCAAUGGAGCAGAUGGGCAAGCUGAAGCCAGCUUUUGUCAAGCCGUACGGAACUGUCACGGCUGCCAACUCCUCCUUCCUGACAGACGGUGCUUCGGCAAUUCUGCUCAUGUCUGAGGAGAAGGCUCUGGCAAUGGGAUACAAACCAAAGGCCUACCUGAGGGACUUUGUGUAUGUGUCCCAGGAUCCAAAGGACCAACUGCUACUGGGUCCAACGUACGCUACUCCCAAAGUGCUAGAGAAGGCUGGUCUAACCAUGGCUGAUAUCGAUGUGUUUGAAUUCCAUGAAGCUUUUGCUGGGCAGAUACUGGCUAACCUGAAAGCUAUGGAUUCGGACUGGUUUGCACAAAACUACAUGGGCAGAAAGUCAAAGGUCGGAGCCCCUCCUCUGGAGAAGUUCAAUAACUGGGGCGGCUCCCUCUCGCUGGGACAUCCUUUUGGUGCCACCGGCUGCCGUCUAGUAAUUACUGCUGCCCACAGAUUGAAGAAGGAGGGAGGACAAUACGGCCUGGUUGCUGCCUGUGCUGCAGGAGGGCAGGGGCACGCGAUGAUAGUGGAGCUUUACCCUCAGUAACGGGACGAGGAACGGCUGAGUGGGUAUUCGUACGUCCUGUGCCUGGCAAUGCCAUUUCAAUGCACUAAUAAAAAAACAUAGAUACAAUCCUUCUUGGAAAGGAUUUUUGGUGGCCUUUGUAAAUACCUUUUAGCUACUCAGCUAGUAAAUUUCAACUAAUGAACACGCUCUAGGAAAUAGUCCACUUCCAGGAGAAUAGAAGUUAAUGUGGCUAUCGGUCUCUCCAGGGUCCUCGUAACC